Coregonus sp. 'balchen' is the source of this 17598-nucleotide messenger RNA. The record is from the annotation of a GenBank genome assembly. Lineage: Eukaryota; Metazoa; Chordata; Actinopteri; Salmoniformes; Salmonidae.
CCCACCGUCCAGGGUCCUCAUUUGACUGGGUGUAAGUCCAGGGAACAGGAGACGUUUAGGUGUUGGUGGAGUCCCGGAAGCUUCCAGAAUCUCACGGAACCUGGAGCACUGCAAAUCCAGUACUGGAAGAAGUGAGCCGAGAGAGAGACCUGUGUGUGUGUGUGUGUGUGUGUGUGUGUGUGUGUGUGUGUGUGUGUGUGUGUGUGUAAAUAGUGUAAAGAGUCUGUGUGCUUUAUAUACCCCUGAAGUAUCUUAAGAAAUUAUUUAAGUUGUAUUCUCUUUUUAUCAAUGACUCAUGUGGACUUGAGAGUAGGGGUGUGCCGAUCUCAUCAUACUCAUAUUCGUAAUCUUAUCCGUUUUAUCACACUUGAUACUCGUGAUCGGAUUUACUCGUGAUCGGAAAAUCUGGAAGUGUGCUUUAAAUGCCGUUAAAGCCUAUACCUCAAAUGAGCAUUACUGCACUGACACUCAGAGCACAUCGUCAUGUUCCUUCACUCACAUUACUGCACUGUCACUCAGAACACAUCGUCAUGUUCCUUCACUCACAUUACUGCCCUGUCACUCAGAACACAUCGUCAUGUUCCUUAACUCACAUUACUGCACUGUCACUCAGAACACAUCGUCAUGUUCCUUAACUCACAUUACUGCGCUGUCACUCAGAGCACAUCGUCAUGUUCCUUAACUCACAUUACUGCGCUGUCACUCAGAACACAUCGUCAUGUUCCUUCACUCACAUUACUGCGCUGUCACUCAGAGCACAUCGUCAUGUUCCUUAACUCACAUUACUGCGCUGUCACUCAGAACACAUCGCUAUGCUCCUUCACUCACAUUACUGCGCUGUCACUCAGAACACAUCGCUAUGCUCCUUCACACACAUUACUGCGCUGUCACUCAGAACACAUCGCUAUGCUCCUUCACACACAUUACUGCGCUGUCACUCAGAGCACAUCGUCAUGUUCCUUCACUCACAUUACUGCACUGUCACUCAGAGCACAUCGCUAUGUUCCUUCACUCACAUUACUGCACUGUCACUCAGAGCACAUCGCUAUGUUCCUUCACUCACAUUACUGCGCUGUCACUCAGAACACAUCGUCAUGUUCCUUCACUCACAUUACUGCGCUGUCACUCAGAGCACAUCGCUAUGCUCCUUCACUCAUUCACACACAUUGUUAAACGACCCCGACAGAUGAAAAUGCAUACUUACUUAGACCUAUAACUUUUUUUCAGAUCACGGCUAAUAAUACAAAAAUACUUGUGUCAUAAUCAUAUUCGAAAAUUCUCCAUAUCCGUUACGAUACUCGUUUUGUCAGAGUACUCGGCACACCCCUACUUGAGAGUAUACCUGCAUAGACUUCUAAAAUCUGUAUAAUAGACCUCUAAAAGACCUCUCUCUCUCUCUCCCUCUCUCUCUCUCUCUCUCUCUCUCUCUCUCUCCUCUCCCUCUCUCUCUCUCUCUCUCUCUCUCUCGCUUAGGAAUGACUUGACGAAGGAAUGGAAGGAGUGCCCUGACUACUCCUCCUCUGUGAAGAACGAGUGUUUCUUCAAUAAGAACAACACGGUUAUCUGGAUCAAAUACUGUGUGCGGCUCCACUCUGAAAGCCAGAACAAAACCUACGAUACCUUGUGCUUCGAAUUGCAGGACAUCGGUGAGGGCACAACAGAGACAUGCUAAUAUGUGCUGUUAUAGUUAACACUUAGUUGAUAGCCUCUAGACACUUCUUUAUGCCCAGAUGCAGAACUGAAGGAUCUGAAUGGGUCCGACUGGCUUACCAACUGGGUGGGGUCAUCAGUGGCUUCAUUUUCUGGAAGCCACUGAUGUCUUUUAAGAAAUACACAACUUGACUGUUUGAAAUACACAAUUGUCAUCAAGUCUCAGUCUUGAUGUCGUCAGUGGCAGUUGACUUUAACACGUAGUUGCUUCCAUCUACCUGAUUGGUUGAGGGGCCAUCCAAACGUGUCGUGGGACGAGGAGUUGAUUACUGUUUCAUUAAAUCAUGUUGACGGAAGUAAUUGGGUUGACAUGAAAACCUGCAAGCACACUGGGUUCCCAGGAGGACCAGGAGCAGGAAGGCCUAGAAGGCCAACACGUUAUCACUAUCUGCCAGAAACAGCAGGACAACAACAUUGUCCUGUUGCAUGUUGGUCAAUGUCAGACCAUACCCACACAGUUAGAUGCUCCCACAGUUUUAAGAUACUGUACCUAAUUUGGACCUCUGUGGGUCCUUUACCUAACAGUGGGAAUAUGUGUGGAAAUGAAAUAUUGCAUGUAAAGCAGCAAGUGUUGUUAUUAUUCAGGGAGGUUUCACACCGACUGGACUAGUGGACACAGGUACACUGGCAGGGACACAUGUUUCAGUCAUGCUUUUCUGAUGCAAGGUGGACAGUGUGAUAGACAUUGUCUAUAGCAGGGUUCCCUAACUGGCGGCCCGCGGGCCAAAUUUGUGAUUUUAUUUGGCCCCCCAAGUAAAAGUCAUAAAUGAACUCAUAAUUAAAUAAUUUAUUUUACAAUUUUCGUUGUUGGACAUCAAAGACUGUAAAAUCACCAGGAAAUAAUCUUUAAGUGAUUUUAAUGUAGGAAAUCUGUUGCUAAGUGUUCCCAUAGAGACACGUGAACGUAUCCCAAUGUAAUCAAGGUUUGAAAUUAUGUUUUGUAAAAUACUAUAUCUGUUUGGGCUUCUUGCGGUCAAUUGGCAGUGUACAAAUUAUUUAUAAUUAUGUUCUGACCCCCUGACCCUCCACUCAUGAAAAAAUCAGGCCGUGGCUGAAUGUAGUUGGGGUCUAUAGACUAGCAUGGGGAUGUGAGACUCUGGGAGCCGCAGGGGGUACAAGCUUUGUUCCAGUCCAGCUCAAAAACACAUGAUUAAACUAAUUGUGGUCUAUGUUGAAGACAAUUCUAAAUUGGUCUCAUCAGAGCAUUAUGCAGAUGGAGAAAGAAGCCACUUCAGACUAUUAAAAUACACCCAAAGUCCUGUCACUAGAUUGGUCAUUUGUUGGCCAGUCAUUCAUAUACUGACCUUUGCCCUUUCACCCCUACCAGUGCACCCUGACCCCCCGGUGGCUCUGAAUUGGACACUGCUAAACAUCAGCCGGUCAGGCCUGAACUAUGACAUCAUGGUGAGCUGGGAACCCCCGCCCUCUGCCGACGUAUCCGUUGGAUGGUUGACACUGGUGUAUGAAGUCCAGUACAGGAGAAGGAACAGCUCACACUGGAAAGUGGUGAGUCACAGGCACACUCACACACACACACACAACCUGACGGCACUUCCAGCCUAUUACCCAGCAGCCUCUGCAGCUUUGAUGGGGCCGUAGCGGAAGCCAGAGCUAGGCCUUCUGGCGAAAACAUGGUCUUGAUGAGGGGCAGGGGUCAGAGGAGUUAGAGGGCAAGGCCAAGGGAGGUCACUGACAGAAAUACCCCCAGAUCAACCUCUCAUAAAGACACAAACAAGUAGAGAGAUCCUGUUGUUGACUGCCUCAAUCAACGACAGUGCCAAGUUUGUUUGUGGCACUGAAGACUGUUUAUAGAAGCUAAUUUAUUCUGAGACAUAAUCACUUUUUAUUUGAACAUUUCAUAGCUUUAGAUCGUAUUCCUCUCUUACAAAGUUUUUUCCCAUUUCUCCCUCUCCCCCUUCCCCGUCUCCCUCUCUCUCUCAGUUGGAGCAUGAGUUUGGCACCCAGCAGUCUAUCUACGGCCUUCAGACAGGAGAGGAGUACGAGGUGCGCGUGCACUGUGCAAUGAGGGCCUUCAAUAACUUUGGGGAGUUCAGUGAUGUCAUCUUUGUCCACGUGCCAGAGAUUCCCAGUAAAGGUGAGAGGUCAGGGUCGGGUUGGGGUCAGGCGAAGUCGGGCAGGGCAGGUUGGGGUCAGGCAGGGUGGCUCGGGUUGAAGCAGAGGGAAGAGGAGGGCCGGUGUUGUUUACACUAUUAAAUGUAGUUUUACAGAGACAGUGCACAUUAAUCAACAUUACUGCAAAAUUUUUUGACGUACCGAUCCCAUGGCAUAGUGUUUAUGAACUGAUACGCAAAACAACGCUGGAUUCAAAACGUAGAAUUUUUCAAUUUAAAUUAUUAUAUAAAAUUCUUGCUACCAAUAGAAUGUUAUUUAUAUGGGGGAUACAAUCUUCCCAGCUCUGCAGAUUUUACUGCGAAGAGACAGAAUCAUUAGAUCAUUUGUUUUGGUACUGUCCAUUUGUAGCUUAUUUUUGGACACAGGUCCAGGAAUGGCUAAAGGAUUGCAAUAUUUACCUGAAGCUAACCCUGCAGAUAGCAUUACUGGGUGAUCUGAAAAGUCAUAGUCAAUCGAUCAAUAAUAUAAUACUUUUAGCAAAAAUGUUUAUUUUCAAUUUACAAUCUGUAGAAACAAUGAGAAUAGAAAGGUUCAGAACUUUUGUAAAACAUCACAGUACAGUUGAAAAAUAUAUGGCAAAUAGAAAUCCAAUAUGGAUGGUGUUAAGAGAUAGAUGGGUGGUGUUGAAUGGAGUUGAAGGAUGGGACUAAUAACAACUAACAACAGCUAAUAACAACAAGAUAACUAAUAAUGUAAGCAUACUGUGUCCAUAAUAAGUAUAUAGGUUAUAGGUUGAGAGCUUUUGUGAAAGAGCACAGUUAGAAAGAUAUGGCAUAUAGAAGCAAACCAGAUGGACAUCAUGAAAAUGAUCAGAGAGGUUGAGGGUAGAGGAAGUUCAGGAGUAAAAACAAACAAAAUAGAAUUAUUGUAAAAUUGAUUGUGUGUCACGGUUUCGGCCGAGGCUGCUCCUUCUCCUUGUUCGGGCAGGCUUCGGCGGUCGUCGUCUCCGGAGUACUAGCUGCCACCGUUCGUUGUUUCUGUGUUUGUUUGGUUUGGUCUGUUUUGGUACACCUGUUUCUCAUUUUGUCUUGAUUAUGUGUCCUUUAAGUUCUCGUUGUUUCUGUCUUGUGGUUGUGUGUAGUUGUUCCUUGUCAGCUGGUGCUUCCAGUCAGUUAGUGCUCUAUUUUGUAUUAGAUAGAGAGUCCGCACUUGUUGUGCGUGUUUGCUGUGUUUUGCAUUUAGACGCUGUGUGCGUUAGUUUUCUCGUUGCCUCCGGCUCUGUUUGUAGCCGUUCUUUUGUGGACUUUACUAAAGUAUUUUUGGACUAGCAUCUGUGUCCUGCAUCUGAUUCCUACACCACACCUACGCCCGCUCUGACAUUGUGUCCAUAAAGUGUAUAUAGUAUGUAUAAGCUGGAAGUAGAGGCCUAAGCAUUGUUGUUCACUAGUUUGCUCCAAUUAGGGAAGGGGUGGUGGGGUUGGAGGGUAAUAAAGGGAAAUAUAUAUUUUUUAAGGAUAUGUAUAUGUAUGUGUAUAUAUGUAUGUAUGUAUAUAUAUAUGUAUGUAUGUAUAUAUGUGUGUGUAUGUAUGUAUGUAUGUAUGUAGUAUGUGUGUCUAUAUAUAUAUAUAUACACAGUGGGGAGAACAAGUAUUUGAUACACUGCCGAUUUUGCAGGUUUUCCUACUUACAAAGCAUGUAGAGGUCUGUAAUUUUUAUCAUAGAUACACUUCAACUGUGAGAGACGGAAUCUAAAACAAAAAUCCAGAAAAUCACAUUGUAUGAUUUUUAAGUAAUUAAUUUGCAUUUUAUUGCAUGACAUAAGUAUUUGAUCACCUACCUACCAGUAAGAAUUCCGGCUCUCACAGACCUGUUAGUUUUUCUUUAAGAAGCCCUCCUGUUCUCCACUCCUUACCUGUAUUAACUGCACCUGUUUGAACUCGUUACCUGUAUAAAAUACACUUGUCCACACACUCAAUCAAACAGACUCCAACCUCUCCACAAUGGCCAAGACCAGAGAGCUGUGUAAGGACAUCAGGGAUAAAAUUGUAGACCUGCACAAGGCCGGGAUGGGCUACAGGACAAUAGGCACGCAGCUUGGUGAGAAGGCAACAACUGUUGGCGCAAUUAUAUAGAAAAUGGAAGAAGUUCAAGAUGACGGUCAAUCACCCUCGGUCUGGGGAUCCAUGCAAGAUCUCACCUCGUGGGGCAUCAAUGAUCAUGAGGAAGGUGAGGGAUCAGCCCAGAACUACACGGCAGGACCUGGUCAAUGACCUGAAGAGAGCUGGGACCACAGUCUCAAAGAAAACCAUUAGUAACACACUACGCCGUCAUGGAUUAAAAUCCUGCAGCGCACGCAAGGUCCCCCUGCUCAAGCCAGUGGAUGUCCAGGCCCGUCUGAAGUUUGCCAAUGACCAUCUGCAUGAUCCAGAGGAGGAAUGGGAGAAGGUCAUGUGGUCUGAUGAGACAAAAAUAUAGCUUUUUGGUCUAAACUCCACUCGCCGUGUUUGGAGGAAGAAGAAGGAUGAGUACAACCCCAAGAACACCAUCCCAACCGUGCAGCAUGGAGGUGGAAACAUCAUUCUUUGGGGAUGCUUUUCUGCAAAGGGGACAGGACGACUAGACCGUAUUGAGGGGAGGAUGGAUGGGGCCAUGUAUCGCGAGAUCUUGGCCAACAACCUCCUUCCCUCAGUAAGAGCAUUGAAGAUGGGUCGUGGCUGGGUCUUCCAGCAUGACAACGACCCGAAACACACAGCCAGGGCAACUAAGGAGUGGCUCCGUAAGAAGCAUCUCAAGGUCCUGGAGUGGCCUAGCCAGUCUCCAGACCUGAACCCAAUAGAAAAUCUUUGGAGGGAGCUGAAAGUCCGUAUUGCCCAGCGACAGCCCCGAAACCUGAAGGAUCUGGAGAAGGUCUGUAUGGAGGAGUGUGCCAAAAUCCCUGCUGCAGUGUGUGCAAACCUGGUCAAGACCGUAUGAUCUCUGUAAUUGCAAACAAAGGUUUCUGUACCAAAUAUUAAGUUCUGCUUUUCUGAUGUAUCAAAUACUACUGUCAUGCAAUAAAAUGCAAAUGAAUUACUUAAAAAUCAUACAAUGUGAUUUUCUGGAUUUUUGUUUUAGAUUCCGUCUCUCACAGUUGAAGUGUACCUAUGAUAAAAAUGACAGACCUCUACAUGCUUUGUAAGUAGGAAAACCUGCAAAAUCGGCAGUGUAUCAAAUACUUGUUCUCCCCACUGUAUAUAUAUAUAUUUGCGAGAAAAAAAACAUAUGGGGGAUUGGAAGUGAUGCUGACAAUUACAUUGAUGGAAGUUACAAUCUAUCUGCAAUAUUAAAGCUGAUCUACCCCCUAAUUUUUUUUAAAUAAAUAAAUAAAAUAAAAUAAAAUAAAAAAUUACUGUAAAAGUGCCUGUUUUAGCCAGAUGGUAAAUUUUCAACUGCAGUCCCUGGGAACAAACAUGGCAGCCAUCUUGUGCAAGGAUAAGAUAGUAUUACUACAUAAUGACAAUUGUUAAAUAAGUGUCUUCAUUAUAAGAUACGUAUAUGUUGGUGAUAAGGAUGAUGAUGAAGUUGAUGAUGAUGCUGGUCCAUGAUGAUGAUGAUGAUGAUCCUGUUCUAGAGUCCACGUUCCCUGUGACUCUGGUCCUGAUCUUUGGGGCUGUGGGCCUGUCCAUUCUCCUCAUACUUAUCAUCUUCUCUCAGCAGCAGAGGUGAGGACAUGCACGCACACACACACACAUGCACACACACGCAUGCACGCGCACACACACACACACACACACACACACACACACACACACACACAUACACACACACACACACACACACAGUCAUCUUCAUCUCCUCUCUCCCUCUUACUCUUCCUCUCAGACUGAUGGUGAUUCUGCUGCCUCCUGUCCCUGCACCCAAAAUCAAAGGGAUAGAUCCAGCACUGCUUAAGGUAAGACCACAAACACUGCAUACGUGUGUGUGUGUGUGUGUGUGUGUGUGUGUGCGCGUGCGUGCGUUUUUCUUGUGAGUAGGUGUGAUCAAGUAUUUAGGAUGUGAAAACAAGUGUGAAUUGUUAUGACUCAGAGUGCAUUACAGAUUAUUACACUCAACAAAAAUAUAAACGCAUUCGACAAUUUCAAAGAUUUGAUUCACAGUUCACGUAAGGAAAUCAGUCAAUUGAAAUAAAUUAAUUAGGCCUUAAUUCAUGGAUUUCACAUGACUGGGAAUACAGAUAUACAUCUAUUGGUCACAGAUACCACAGAAAAAGUUGGGUCGUGGAUCAGAAAACCAGUCAGUACCUGGUGUGACCACCAUUUGCCUCAUGCAGCGCGAUACAUCUCCUUUGCAUAGAGUUGAUCAGGCUGUUAAUUGUGGCCUGUGGAAUGUUGUCCCGCUCCUCUUCAUUGGCUGUGUGAGGGUGCUGAAUAUUGGCGGGAACUGGAACACGGUGUCGUACACGUCGAUCCAGAGCAUCCCUAACUUGCUCAAUGGGUGACAUGUCUGGUGAGUAUGCAGGCCAUGGAAGAAUUGGCAUUUUCAGCUUCCAGAUAUUGUGUACAUAUCCUUGUGACAUGGGGCCGUGCAUUAUCAUGCUGAAACAUGAGGUGAUGGCGACGGAUGAAUGGCACGACAAUGGGCCUCAGGAUCUCGUCAUGGUAUCUCUCUGCAUUCAAAUUGCCAUCGAUUAAGUGUAAUUGUGUUCGUUGUCCGUAGCUUAUGCCUGCCCAUACCAUAACCCCACCGCCACCAUGGGGCACUCUGUUCAUAACGUUGACAUCAGCAAAUCGCUCGCCCACACGACGCCAUACACGCUGUCUGCCAUCUGCCCGGUACAGUUGAAACCGGGAUUCAUCCUUGAAGAGCACACUUCUCCAGCGUGCUAGUGGCCAUCGAAGGUGAGCAUUUGCCCACUGAAGUUCGUUACGACGCUGAACUGCAGUCAGGCUAAGACCCUGGUGAGGACGACGAGCGCGCAGAUGAGCUGUAUCAUUUAAUAAAUAAGUAUGUUCACCUUCCACGCUGCGCCUUGGUCCUCUAUAUCCGACGAUCGUGACAGAAGAUCCCACCAAUACAGGACCAAGCAGCGUGCCCAGGCAGGAGAGGAGAAGCGGCGCCAACCGGGCAGUCGUCGGACAGGCGAGGGGCACCCCCAAGAAAUUUUUAGGGGGGGGCACAUGGCAGGGACGACGUGGCCACUAGAGGCAGAUAAGGGGCGAGUUGGUGGACGAGGAGAGAAGGCCACCGGGUUACGGGAGCCAUUGGUGUAUAGAGGGAAGGAAAAUGUAGAGGCACGGCGAGAGGUACUGAAGUGUGUUGCCAGUCCGGUCCGGCCCGUUCCUGAUCCCCGUGUAAGGCCAGUGGUGUGUGUUCCCAGUACGGUCUGGCCUGUUCCUGUCCAUCGCGCCAAGCCUAUGGUGCGCGUCGCCAGCCCGGCCCGGCCCGUUCCUGCUCCCCGCACCAAACCUGUGGUGCGCAUCGCCAGCCCGGUCCGGCCUGUUCCUGCUCCCCGCACCAAGAUAGUGGUGCGCGUCGCCAGCCCGGCCCGGCCUGUUCCUGCUCCCCGCACCAAGCCAAUGGUGCGCAUCGCCAGCCUGGUCCGGCCUGUUCCUGCUCCCCGCACCAAACCUGUGAUGCGCAUCGCCAGCCCGUGCCCGUUUCACCGGUGCCUGGUCAGGUACCGGUCAGCUGCUCCACACCGGAGCCUGAGCAAUCCGCUCCACCGAAGUCCAGUCCAGCUCCAGCCAGUGGGGCUAGACCAGACUAGGGGCACUACGGGGGGGUUAGUAGAGGGUGGUGGUCAAUCCCGGAGCCGGAACCGCCUCCGAGGAGGAAUGCCCACCCAGCCCUCCCCUGUUCGGUGAUGUUUAGGCGCGGUCGCAGUCCGCGCCUUUAGGGGGGGGUACUGUCACGCCCUGGCUCUAGGGACUCUUUUAAGUUGAGCCAGGGUGUGUAGAGUUUAUGUUUUGUGCUCGUUGUGUCUAGUUUAGUUUUUGUAUAUCUAUGUUGGCCAGAGUGGUUCUCAAUCAGAGGCAACGAGUAUCAGCUGUUGCUGGUUGUCUCUGAUUGGGAACCAUAUUUAGUCAAGUGGUUUUCCCACAGUGUUUGUGGGAUCUUGUUCCGUGUUGGUUUGUGUUUUGCACCUGUGGACGUCACGUAUCGAUUUGUUGUUUUGUUCGUGUAUCAUUUAAUAAAUAAGUAUGUUCACCUUCCACGCUGCGCCUUGCUCCUCUAUACUCCUGAGUGGUGCAGUGGUCUAAGGCACUGCAUCGCAGUGCUAACUGUGCCACUAGAGAUCCUGGUUCGAAUCCAGGCUCUGUCGCAGCCGGCCGCGACCGGGAGACUCAUGGGCGGCGCACAAUUGGCCCAGCGUCGUCCAGGAUAGGGGAGGGAAUGGCCGGCAGGGAUGUAGCUCAGUUGAUAGAGCAUGGCGUUUGCAAUGCCAGGGUUGUGGGUUCGUUUCCCACGGGGGGCCAGUAUAAAAAAAAUUAAAAAAAUGUAUUCACUAACUGUAAGUCGCUCUGGAUAAGAGCGUCUGCUAAAUGACUAAAAUGUAAAUGGAUAUCCGACGAUCGUGACAGGUGGUUCCCAAUCAGAGGCAGCUGUAGCUCGUUGUCUCUGAUUGGGGUCCAUACUUAGGUAGCCUGUUGGCACUAGUGGGGUGUGGGAUCUUGUUCCGUGUUGAGGUAUGUUAUUUGUCUACCUUGGACGUUUCGUUUGUUGUUUUUGUCGUGUGUUCAGUACGUAAAUAAAUAUGAAUGCAUAUCACGCUGAGCGAGAGUCUGGCAAGAGGGAUGGAGGCCAUGAUCACGGGGGAGAGACAAGCCCAAAACAUUUUUAGGGGGGGCUCACACCGUGGACGACGAGGCAGCAGGAGGCCGCGAUAGAGCGGGUCAGCCGUUUUGCAGAGGAGGCCGCCAGAUUAAGGGGGUCAUUGGUUCAGAGGGAACAGAAGGAAAGUGUAGAGGCACGGCGAGAGGAGCUGGUUAGGCAGUGGUGCGUGUCGCCAGUCUGGUCCGGCCCGUUCCUGAUUCCCGCACUAAGCCAGUGGUGGGUGUUCCCGGUAUGGUUCGGCCCGUUCCUGCCCCGUGCACCAAGCCAGUGGUGCGCGUCGCCAGCCCGGUCCGACCUGUUCCUGUCCCUCGCACCAAGACAGUGGUGCGCGUCGCAUGCCCGGCCCGGCCUGUGCCUGCUCCCCGCACCAGGCCAGUGGUGCGCGUCGCCAGUCCGGUACAGCCCGUUCCUGCUCCCCGCACCAAGCCAGUGGUGCGAGUCGUCAGCCCAGUCCGGCCCAUUCCUGCUCCCCGCACCAAGCCAGUGGUGCGUGUGUCCAGUCCGGCACGGCCCGUGCCUGUUCCACCGGUGCCUGGUCCGGCACCGGUCAGCUGCUCCACUCCGGAGCAAUCCGCUCCACCGGGGUCCAGUCCAGCUCCGGUCAGCGGCUCCACUCCGGAGCCAGAGCAGUCCGCUCCACCGGUGCCUGAUCCAGUUCCGGUCAGCGGCUCCACCCCAGACCCAGACGUCAGCCCCUCUCCAGGUUCGGGGUCUCCCACACCAGGGUCCAGACAGGGCGUGGUACUUUGUGGGAGGAAGGAGAGAGGAAGCAGCGCGCCAAGGUCCAGACCAGACCAGGGGCGCAACGGGGAGGUGGAGAGUAAGUAGUGGUCACACCCGGAGCCGGAUCCGCCUCCAAGGCGGAAUGCCCACCCGGCCCCUACCAUGUUAGGUUUAUGUGGCGCGGUCGGAGUCCGUACCUUUGGGGGGGGGGGGGGGGGGGGGGUACUGUCACGCCCUGACUCUAGGGACUUGUAUUUGUUGAGUCAGGGUGUGUAUUUUCUGUUGGGUUUGUCUAUGUUAGUUUCUAGAUCGUUUAGAUCUAUGUUGGCCAGGGUGGUUCCCAAUCAGAGGCAGCUGUAGCUCGUUGUCUCUGAUUGGGGACCAUACUUAGGUAGCCUGUUGGCACUAGUGGGGUGUGGGAUCUUGUUCCGUGUUGAGGUAUGUUAUUUGUCUACCUUGGACGUCACGUUUCGUUUGUUGUUUUUGUCGUGUGUUCAGUACGUAAAUAAAUAUGAAUGCAUAUCACGCUGCGCCUUGGUCCUUCUCGUCCGUAAACGAUUGUGACAAACUGUAAAGUUUAGUAGAGGAAGAAUAAUGGUCCGGGGCUGUUUUUCAUGGUUCGGGUUAGGCCCUUUAGUUCCAGUUAAGGGAAAUCUUAAAGCUACAGCAUACUGUACAAUGACAUUCUAGACAAUUCUGUGCUUCCAACUUUGUGGCAACAGUUUGGGGAAGGCCUUUUCCUGUUUCAGCAUGACAAUGCCCCCGUGCACAAAGCGAGGUCCAUACAGAAAUGGUUUGUCGAGAUCGGUGUGGAAGAACUUGACUGGCCUGCACAGAGCCCUGACCUCAACCCCAUCAAACACCUUUGGGAUGAAUAGGAACGCCGACUGCAAGCCAGGCCUAAUCGCCCAACAUCAGUGCACAACCUCACUAAUGCUCUUGUGGCUGAAAGGAAGCAAGUCCCCGCAACAAUGUUCCAACAUCUAGUGGAAAGCCUUCCCAGAAGAGUGGAGGCUAUAGCAGCAAAGGGGGACCAACUCCGUAUUAAUGCCCAUGAUUUUGGAAUGAGAUGUUAGACGAACAGGUGUCCACAUACUCUUGGUGAUGUAGUGUACAUAUAGCCUUAUGUUCUACCACAUAUGAUGAAAACACAUCAUCUACAUUGAUGUUAAUUAAAAACGUUGUGGUUUGAGUAGGAAGUUGAACAUUGAGAUACUUGUUGUGUUUUUAUUAUUACUUUUAGUUAGUUCUCUAUUUUCUUUCUCUCUGCAUUGUUGGGUAAGCAUUUCACUGUUCGUCUACACCUGUUGUUUACGAAGCAUGUGACCAAGAAGAUUUGAUUUGAUUUGAUAUGCUCAUUGUGUCAUGGUGUCAUUGUGUUGGAGGUGUGCUGUUGAAAUGGGAUGUGGGCUGCUGUUGAUGAGGAACAUGUACUUUUCAAAACAGCCCCACCACUUGUACAGUAGCUUAAGUAUACCACUCUAUGAACAGGAAACCAAUCAAAGUGUCCCUAUGAACAGUAAACCACUCAAAGUGUCCCUAUGAACAGUAAACCACUCAAAGUGUCCCUAUGAACAGGAAACCACUCAAAGUGUCCCUAUGAACAGUAAACCACUCAAAGUGUCCCUAUGAACAGGAAACCACUCAAAGUGUCCCUAUGAACAGGAAACCACUCAGUGUCCCUAUGAACAGUAAACCACUCAGUGUCCCUAUGAACAGUAAACCACUCAAAGUGUCCCUAUGAACAGUAAGCCACUCAGAGUGUCCCUAUGAACAGUAAAUAAAACACAGUAAUAUGAUAGGACUGGACAUGACCAGGGCAUGCGCAUAUAAAUAGAAUCAAAAUGUUGUAUAUACUAAUAGGGUACACAUAAGGGCUUGGCAAUGAAACGCAAAGACCAUCAGUUUGGUCCUUGAAAAUACCUGGAGAUUUUUAUAGCCAAUUUAUAAACUCUCUCUCUGCUCCGCUAUACAUUUCCGUGGUCAGACAGAGUUCUAGAUGCUCCAAUACUAUUUUAUGGACUGGAUCUUAGUUACAACAGCAUAUACGGUACAACAUAUUGUAGAAUUUACAAUUGAGAAACAAUUGAUAAGAAGGAGGGUGAUAAUGACAGGAUAGGAUGAAUGUUAAUGUUUCCGAGGGGAAAAUUGUCUUCGAUACAUAGUACUGCUGUACAAAAAAAUAGAAACAGGUCAUUACCCACUCAACAUAUUGCACAUUAUCCCUGACAUACACAUUUUACACUUCUCAUAGCCACACACAUUCACAUACGUAAUUAUGUAUUUAUUUGACUUAUUUUACCUAGAGCCAGAAUUGCAAUGUAACCAUUACUUAAAAUACAUUUCUUUUAUACCUGCUCAAAACACAAAUACACACUCUCUCCCUCUCUCACUGCUUCAUUCUCCCUACCUCGCUCCCUCUAACACAUACAUACACUCACUCUCCCUCUUUCUCUGUCUCUCUGUUAGAUUCAUUUGUAUUUUAAGAAUAAUGACUAAAGGAUUUCACCCCAAAUACAGUAUAAAUGUGUGAACGGUGUUAAGAGUUAUAAUGUAGUGGCAACCCACUAACAGAGGGGGGCGGGACUAAACAUUCCAGGGUGAAGGGGACUGAGAAAACGGGUUAAAAAAAGCCUCCUAAAGGUGGGCGGAGCAAAGUGCCUUUGUGUGUCAAAGGGUAUAAAACAGUAUUUUGGCGCCAGAGCUCUCCAUGAAUAAAAAUACAGAUCAUUCUUGCUGGUUGUGGACCUUGAAUCAUUUAUGAUUAAAACCAGGGCCUUACAACCCCUGGUAAUGAUUCAAGCUUAGGUUGAAUUAGAGAUAGAAAUUCUCUUGACACUCUCACACUCAUUCCCUCACCCACACUUGAUCUCUCCCUUUCUUCUGUCUCAAACCCUUCUCUCUCUCUCUCUCUCUCUCUCUCUCUCUCUCUCUCUCUCUCUCUCUCUCUCUCUCUCCUCUCUCUCCUCUCCUCUCUCUCUCUCUCUCUCUCUCUCUCCUCGUCUCUCCUCUCGUCCUCUCCCCAUCUCUCUCUCGGUCUCCUCUCUCCUCGGUCCGCUCUUCUCGGGGCUCUCUCUCUCCUAAACGCCCCUCCAGAAGGGAAAGCUGGAUGAGCUGAACUUCAUCCUGAGUGGUGCUGGUAUGGGGGCUCUCCACUCCUACCCCCCUGACCUGUACCAGGACGAGCCCUGGGUGGAGUUUAUCGAGCUGGACGCAGACGAGCUUGAGCCUGGGGAGAAGGAGGACAACAAGAGCUCGGAUACACAGAGACUGCUGGGUCACAACAACCACCACGCAAACCAUGGCUGCUCUCACACCCUCAGGUACAUGAUGGAGCAGGCCUUGUUCAGCGAAAAAUGUCUGCAAUUAUACUAGGAAAGUGUCAAAGUGGACAGGAGCCUCUUUUGGAUGCAUGAAGCAGCAUUACAGUCAGUAGAGCUAGCAGUAGCUCUAGAUAACUCUACUCUCGAAAAGGAAAAAAAAAAGAAGAGAGAGAGGAGAAAGAAAGGGACAGAGCCCGCAGAGAGCACUGUUAGAACGCACCACCCUUCUCCACCACAGAUAGCAGUAAUAAAAUCAUUUUGAAUGGCGCCGUUCCCGACCGACUAAAAUACUAUCCCCUAUAACAAGUCCCCAAACCCCUAAGAGAGAUCUCCGAUUAUCGAAUGAUCACGCCCAAGCGAACGGAACACUACUGUCCUCCCCCUCAUCAUCACCAAAGCUCUCCAGUAAGACCCAAGAAUAGAGAAGAGAAGGUAGACAAGGAACAAACAAACAAAAAUAAAUUAAGAAAAACAAAAUAAAUAUGUGAAAAAAAAAAACGAAGAGACGAGAGAAAGAGGAAGAGUAGAGGGAGAGAAUCUAAGAGGAAAAAAAGGAAAAAAAAGGGAAGAGAGAGAGAGAAAGACGAAAGAGAGAGAGAGGAACAGGAAAAAAAAAAAGAAGAGAGAGCGAGAAAGAAGAAAGAGAGAGCGAGGCGACAGGAAAAACAAGAAGAAGCGAGAAAGCACAACAAGAAAGAGAGAGAAGAGAGAAUAAGGCCCUCAAAAAAAACAUUUAAGAGCCUAAGAGAAGAGUCAUCGAAGAACUACAAGACCUUAGAAAAAGGUGUGUACUGAGAUAGCAGUGACCGUCAGAGAGAGAGUAGAAAUCGGUAGUCGUCGUAUCUUGCAUACGGCCGCCCUACCCUCAAGAAAAAAGUGCAAAGAGGACAGAGGCACCAAGUUCCGCGAGGCCCGGUCAGGCAGGCCUGCGGGAGGGCAGAGAUGCGUACCGGGACGAGUGGGAGGAGGUUCCCAGGCUUGCAAGCUGGGCCCGCCCGCUCGCAUGAAGGACCGAGAUUUCAAGGGCUGAGACCGCGGGAAUGGCUGUGCCCGUAGAAGCGGAGCACGCACAGUACAGGCAGUCGGCGAUUGACGUACGAAUUGGGCACCCGGCGAGUGGGGCAGGCCGGCAGGGCAUGUGGAUGAGCUACACGGAGGGAGAAGUAGGACCACAAGAGGGGGGGGGCUGUAAGGGAUGGGAGAAAGUUAACUAACGGAGGGAGUAGAGGAGGGCUUUGAUGGAUCACCAGACGUAGAGGGGCAGGGCAGCGAGGGAAGAUGAUACGUAGUAAGGAUGGAGGAGUGACAGGAUAGGAAGACAGUAGAAGGAGCGAGCAUAUGCGUGGAAGAUGAAGAGAGAAGAUAAAAUCGAUAUUCAUAGAAAGAGAAUAGGAGAGAGAGAGGAAAAGGAAGAAAACGAAAGGAAACCGAUGAACGUAUAGUAAUGCAGAAACAAGAGCCAAAAAAAAGAAGGAUAAGAGAAGAGACGAAAAGUCAAGAGAAAGGAGAGUGCAGGAAAAAACAUGAAAGAAGUUUAGGGGAUACGAAAAGUAAAGAGAGAGAGAGAGAAAAGGAAAAAAGGAAGAGAGAGAAAGAAACGAAGAGAGGGAGAGAGAGAGAGAGAAAAAGGAAAAAAAGAAAGGAGAAGAGAAAGAAGAAAGAGAGGCGAGAGAAGAGAAGAGAGAGAGAGAGAGAGAGAGAGGGUGGAGGACGAGAGGAGCGGCAGAGAGAGAGAGAGAACGUGGAAAAAACAGGAAGAGAGAGAGAAAAAGGAAAACAAACAGGAAAAAAGGAGUCAUUGAGCAAGAAGAUGCUCACGAGAGUCGGAGCCAUAGACAAGAAAAAAUGAGAAGAUAGAGAGAAAAGGUAAAACCAAGGAAAGAGAGAGAGAAAGAAAGAAGAAAGAGAUAGAGCAAAGGAAAAAAAAGGAAGAGCGAGAAGAGAGAAAGAAAGGAGAGAGAGCACAGGAGAAACAAAAUAAAGAGAGGAGAGACACAGGGACAAACCCGUAUCAGAGAGUAAAGGCAAAAACUGGCGCGAGCGGCGAGGGAACAGUCCACUCUCCCUCAUAUUCCCCUAUCUCGCAAUCCCUCUCUCUCUCAGCAUCCCUAAUGAUGACUCCGGCCAGUCCAGCUGCUAUGAUCCAGAGCUGCCUGACCAGGAAACCCUGAUGUUGAUGGCUGCCCUCCUGUCCAGCCAACCCGACAAAGUUGAGCCAUGCUUGGGGAACCGGAGCCACUCAAGCACCCCGUCCCUAGAUGUGCUGGAGGUCCCAUGCCCUGGGCUCCAGGCUUCAGGCUUACCUCCAGAGGGAGGGGAGAGACACCUGGUCCAGACCCAGCUGGGAGGCCCUCAGAGCUGGGUAAACAUGGACUUCUAUGCCCAGGUCAGCGAUGUGACGCCCACCGGAGGGGUGGUGCUCUCGCCAGGCCAGCAGGUAAGAGCCCCGGAGAACGCUCCAACAACAGAGGAGGAUAAGAAGAAGAAGAAGGGGAAAAUGGAGGGAGGAGAGGAGAGUGAGGAAGAGGAGAAAAGGAGAAAGAAGAAGCUUCAGUUUCAGCUGCUGGUGGUGGCACCUGAGGCAGGGGGCUACACGACAGAGAGUAGUGGCCGGCAAAUGAGCACCCCUGACCCCUCCUCACCUGGGGAGAUCUACCACACCUUCCACCCACCUUCCGCCGAGAGCAAGCCCCACCAGGAGGCAUAUCUUCCUGCUAUCACCCCCCUAGGGGACUACCAGUCCCCCUACAUCCUUCCUGAUUCCCCCCCUGCUCAGUUCCUCCCCCCUGUUUCGGACUACACUGUGGUUCAGGAUGUUGAUUUCCAGCACAGCCUUCUCCUCAACCCCCCUUCCCCCCAGAGGUCCCCCACCUGCUCCCCACAACCCCUCUCCAAGCCGCUGCCCGUCAUGCCCAUAGGGUACCUCACCCCGGACCUGUUGGGCAACCUCUCGCCU